This is a messenger RNA of Staurois parvus, 248 nucleotides long. The record is from the annotation of a GenBank genome assembly. NCBI's taxonomy places the organism in Eukaryota, Metazoa, Chordata, Amphibia, Anura, Ranidae.
AUCUAUGGUGGUGUAUUGUUUUGGGGUCAGAAAUGUUCUAUGGUGAAAGCCUCCAAAUCCUGGGUAAGGGGCCAUGAAACGACUUAGGAAUGGGCUUUACCUUAGCUGACUUCUGUGACGGGAGUCGCUUUGGGUGGGGGGGCCCAUGGAACACAGCUCACUUUGGAGGGGUAGGGAGACCCCUGUCUCAGCUCCCCAUAUCCCUCCUAUGUGUAAGUCACCCUGUGCCUGUUAGGGGUACAGGGUGA